Messenger RNA from Papilio polytes (common Mormon), 712 nucleotides. It is a transcript of the gene Phf5a, whose product is annotated as PHD finger-like domain-containing protein 5A. The coding region runs from base 106 to 438 and encodes 110 amino acids. Gene Ontology annotation, biological process: mRNA splicing, via spliceosome. Gene Ontology annotation, cellular component: catalytic step 2 spliceosome; precatalytic spliceosome; U2 snRNP. NCBI's taxonomy places the organism in Eukaryota, Metazoa, Arthropoda, Insecta, Lepidoptera, Papilionidae. The transcript has 3 exons. The record is from RefSeq and is a predicted model, not a curated record.
UAGAAAAAGUGAUUCCAAAACAAAUCAAAUUAGUUGAGGUUAUAUUUUUCGUUACCUAGUUUAAUACAAAAGGAAUAAAUAAAAGUACUUUUAACACCUAAAAACAUGGCUAAGCAUCAUCCAGAUCUUAUUUUCUGUAGGAAGCAACCUGGUGUCGCUAUCGGUCGUUUAUGUGAAAAAUGCGACGGAAAAUGUGUUAUCUGCGAUUCAUAUGUGCGUCCUUGCACACUUGUUCGUAUUUGUGACGAAUGCAACUACGGCUCGUAUCAGGGGCGGUGUGUUAUUUGCGGAGGUCCCGGCGUCUCCGACGCGUACUACUGCAAAGAGUGCACUAUACAAGAAAAAGAUAGGGAUGGCUGUCCAAAGAUUGUAAACUUAGGCAGUUCAAAGACUGAUCUGUUUUAUGAAAGAAAAAAAUAUGGUUUCAGGAAACAUUAGCAGGCAUCUGCUCUGAAAGAUACAGUGAAUUGAGAAAUGUGACUGUGAUGUGUUCAGAUAAAUGGUCUUUUAUUUAUAAGAAUUUUUGACAACUGUUAAACUAAUGGAAAGUUCUGCAUUUUUGUUUUUCAAGUAAUUUAGCCUAAUUUAGGUUUCCGAUUUGUUUGUUUAAAAAAAAAAUAACUUUACAUGUCAACCACAAGUGUAACACUAUCCCUGUAAAUAAUUGAUUCUUAGUUUUAAGGCACUAAUAAAGUGAAAAUUAUUUCUGAAA